AUGCCUGGCUUUGGCUACGGAUAUGGAGCGAGCCGUGAAACCAGCGACAGCGAGACAAGCAGCCGGGACUCCGAGAGCAGCGAGAGCUUGGCGUCUGAGGUGGAAGUGGGUCAGAGCAUACCAAGAGUGCAUCAGAAAGGCACCAAAGCCGGUCAAGGACCACAGCGGCCUGAUGUACAAGGGGACACCCCUGAAGCUUUGCCAAAACGGCGGAGAGUCACAUUCAAAGAGGAGGUUUUGAUCUUGACAGACUCGACCCGUGAGUUCACGAAGCUCAACCUCAGACACGGCUCCACAAGAAAGCGCUUCAAGGAGCCUCCGCCUGUCGCAAAACGAGCCAGAGCCGAUGAUGGUGCCAGAACUGCAAUCAGAUCUCCACCGCCCGAGCGACGUGUGCUGGAGUCGGACAUCCGAAGCUUGGAAGUGCGCAGGCAGGUGAAGACAGAAGGCUCGCAGGAGGCCGAACAAGGGAAGAUGCAGGUGGCAGAGCCUGACGGUCGCAAGAAGAACCGAAAGGAGAAGAGCCACAGCCCUGGUGGCUCAACGACACGGCAAGGAGACGAAGUCGGACGUGUGCAGGAGCCAGACGCAGACAGAGAUGUGCCGGAUGUGCCCGCACAAGGCCAGAAGCAGGAGGUUAAGCAAAAAAGAAAAAAGCAGGACUCUGCAAGGCUGCCACUAGACAGAAAGAUGCAGCACGACGCUUCAGAGCAUGAGGCUGCACAAGCAAUGCCAGCCGCAAAGGUAGCGCCGCCUGAAGACCCAAGUCGAGAAGGUCGAGAGCAAGAGAGGAGCUCACCAAGGCGAGCAGCAACUGAAAUCGAAGAGAAUCCAGAGGUGCCUUCCAAGAAGGAGCCUUGGAACCUUGACAGGUCGGGGCCCAUCGACUUCGAGGAGCCCACAUCCAGCCGCUCCAGCCAUCUGACUGUCGACCCCGCGCCACGCGGCCCAAGCACCUGCCCCGCCCCCGGCCCCGCCGAGGUGGUAGCCGUUGCCACCGCAAACUCUGCGCUGGAAGACGAAUCAACUGCAAAGAUGCAGGAGCUGCAGCCAGAGGCAUCGGAAACUUCUGAUGCCAAAGCGGCCACAAAAGACACCCCGAUCCGUGGGAUUCGACUGGCAAAAGAGUGGAGGCCACCACCUUCGCUGGUCUUGCCGAAGGCUGUGCAGCCAUGGAAUGCCGCUGAGUAUCGGGGUACGGAGAUGAGAUCGAGAGCGAAGUCUCGUCAGACGCAGCUCCAAGUUGAGGCCCCGCAGGUCGUACCGCAGCCCAAGACUUCCCAAGAGGCAGCAAGAGGAGUUGCAGCACGUGGGAUACGACUCGCAGAGGAGUGGAGGCCCCCACCACCGCUUGCUCUACCGGAGGACAUUCAGCAGUGGAAUCCUGCUGAGUACCGCGGCACAGAGUUGCGAGCCAGAGCCAAGUCUCGCCAGCAUCUGCAGCUACAAGUUGAGGAAGCUGGCGACUACACCACCAAGCUGGCUGGGUUGCUCCGCGCCUUAGAAACUGACUUUGCUGAGCCCGCGGCUCUCCUGAAACGAUUCUGGAUGCAGCUUGCGAUGGGUGAGAGAGAACGUUUCGUGCAGGAAUUCCCCCAGUUUCUGCGCUAUUUGCCCGACGCCAUGCGUGCCACCAGUCGCCUCCCUUGA
Messenger RNA from Symbiodinium sp. CCMP2592, 1650 nucleotides. The record is from the annotation of a GenBank genome assembly. Lineage: Eukaryota; Dinophyceae; Suessiales; Symbiodiniaceae.